AUGGCCGCACGCAGCGCAGCUCUCAAGGUCGACUGGGCCAAGAUCACCACCUCGCUCGGCCUGCGCGGCCAGACGGUCGCCGGCCUCCAGGCCUUCAAGAAGCGCAACGACGACGUCCGCCGCAAGGUCCAGCAGCUUUCCGAGCUCCCCACCACCGUCGACUUUGCCCACUACCGCUCCGUCCUCAAGAACCAGGCCGUCGUCGACGAGAUCGAGAAGCGUUUCACGGCCUUCAAGCCCGCCACCUAUGACGUCUCCCGCCAACUCAAGGCGAUCGAUGUGUUCGAGGCCGAGGCCGUCAAGAAUGCCGAGGCGACCAAGCAGAAGGUCGACUUGGAACUGAAGGACCUGGAGAAAACGCUGGCCAACAUUGAGAGCGCCAGGCCGUUUGAGCAGCUUACUGUUGAUGAGGUUGCUGCUGCUGAGCCGAGCAUUGAUGAGAAGACUGCCAAGUUGGUCAGCAAGGGCCGCUGGUCUGUGCCUGGGUACAAGGAGAAAUUCGGCGAUCUUUCCGUCCUUUAAGCGGUAUCAUGAGCUUAGUGCUGCUGCUGCCAUCAUCACUACGACGAUCAUCCACUGUUCCUUUUUCCAUGUGUACUCUAGCAUUGUAGAUAGCCUAAGACGCGCUGCUUGGGGGAGAGGGGCUGCCACCGCUGUGGUCAACAUCAUUGCGGAGGAGAGAAUUUUACCUAUUUAAAAUCCAUGCGGUUUUGGGCCAGUUACUCUUGCUGUUCUUUAGCGUUGGUGGACGUGGUGAGGUUGCUUUCCAUUGCGAUAAUACCCCAG
This is a messenger RNA of Podospora pseudocomata, 786 nucleotides long. RefSeq names its product ATP synthase d subunit (gene ATP7). The record is from RefSeq and is a predicted model, not a curated record. NCBI's taxonomy places the organism in Eukaryota, Fungi, Ascomycota, Sordariomycetes, Sordariales, Podosporaceae. Gene Ontology annotation, biological process: proton motive force-driven ATP synthesis. The transcript has 3 exons. The coding region runs from base 1 to 522 and encodes 173 amino acids. Gene Ontology annotation, molecular function: proton-transporting ATP synthase activity, rotational mechanism.